Molecule: messenger RNA, 1307 nt
Organism: Oryzias melastigma (Indian medaka)
Lineage: Eukaryota; Metazoa; Chordata; Actinopteri; Beloniformes; Adrianichthyidae
Gene: vopp1b
Product: VOPP1 WW domain binding protein
Exons: 5
Coding region: 141-665 (174 amino acids)
Cellular component (GO): cytoplasmic vesicle membrane
Source: RefSeq, a predicted model, not a curated record
CUCCUGUGGGCGGCGCUGUGGGACUGCCGCGGCAGGAGCGCGCGUGAGCAGCUCCAUCGGCCGUGGACGCAUCGUGCUGCAGGUGCGCGCAGCGGCGGGAUGAAGGCCUCUCUGUGAAGCAGAAUCUUCUCCUCGGAGCCAUGAGCCGGGCGGCCGCCGCUGCUGUCGCCGUGUGGCUGCUGGCAGAGUGUGUGGAAGCCAAGAAGUCCUGCUGGUACCUCAAGGGCAGAUAUCCCUUCCAGUUCAUAUGUCGCUCUUACGAGGACUGCUGUGGGACCCGCUGCUGCCUCCGGGCUCUGUCCAUCCAGAGACUCUGGUACUUCUGGGUCCUGCUCAUGAUGGGGGUGCUGUUCUGCUGCGGGGCGGGCUUCUUCAUCCGCAGACGGAUGUACCCCUCACCUCUGAGAGACGAGCCUGCUUUCAACGUGUCCUUCACCAGACACCCUGUGUCCACGCCAGUUUCCCAGCAGCCCGGGAGCAUGCAGGGCUUCGGGGUCAACGGGGUGACAGCAGGUGAGGCGGGGGCCGCCAUGAUUCACCCAGCGUACCCCGCAGCGCCCGGCUUCACCUACAUGAUGAAGAGUCCCUACCCUCCACCUCCGUCCUACUGCAGCCACCCCCCACCCCCCUACGAACAGAUAUUUCAGAGCACAGACAAGAAGUAGAGUCCAGAGGAGCACCGAUCGGCGAUUCACUUCAUGAGGACUGGUGUGUGGAGAAGAGAAAAGGCUGACAGCACUCCACCUCUGUGUGAUAAAAAACUGAUGCUAACGUCCAGAAAAUCUUCUCUACGAUUUUUUACAAGUGGAUCAGAGAAUGUGCAUCAGUGUCAUGUCUCCAUGUUUGGGGCGUAGCCAUGCUCCUCCCGCCUCAUUUCUAAUAGUGGGAAUCCCUUCAGGAUGUCAGAGUUCCUCACUCUGUUCCUUCAUUCCUGCAGCAGCAUCUUUAGAGGACUCAGAGAUGUUUCAAAAACAUGUUUCUGCUUCUCUUUAAUGACAGGUUUCACCCGAAUAAAGGAGAAUACAUCACUACCUUCAGACUGUCCUGUGCAUGUGUAGAACAGCCUUAUGGAAUCCGUGCAGAAAGAUCCAGCAGGACUCACCCAACAGCCAGAAGAAUAAUGGCUGAGAGAGGGUUACAUCAGUCUGUUUCUACGGGGGGAGAACGCUCAUUCAGUGUGAGGGGACGCAUGGAGCUGUCAGCAGGAGAGACGUGCACGACACCAUCACCACUCCCUGCUGAGCCUGCACAGACUCUCUGCUUGUGUUUAUCCCACAGAAUGUAGAAAUAAACAAACUGCUAGCUUA